This is a messenger RNA of Macaca mulatta (Rhesus monkey), 7255 nucleotides long. NCBI's taxonomy places the organism in Eukaryota, Metazoa, Chordata, Mammalia, Primates, Cercopithecidae. The record is from RefSeq and is a predicted model, not a curated record.
GGUAUUUGCGUGUGUGUGUGUGUGUGUGUGCACAUUUGUGUGUGUGUCUAGGUCUAGCUGUAUCACUUCAAAUACACACUCACAGAUGCAGUUUUAUCUUUAAUUCAGACAGGGGCUGGAACCAAUCUCAGUUUCAUAUAUGCCAGAACAUGACUGAUACACGGAGAUUGCUAUCGUUAGGUGAAUAAUUCCAGAAAACUCUGGCUGAGAUCUUUGUAGCUCACCUCCAACAUCCCUCUCCCUUUCCCUGGGCCCCUUGUCUGAGACUUUCAAAGCUGUGAUCCAGGUUCUGGCCAUCAGGAGGCAUCACAGCUAUCUCCAUUUUUUUUUUUUUUUUAAAUGAGGACAUAUUGCAAAGAGUGACAAACUAUGAUGCCAGUUCUGUUUGAAAAAUAUAUGUGUAUUAAAGCUGGUCCAUUGGCUGUGGACUCCAAAUCUACAUGGCAUUCACUGAUUUAUCUCUUCCCUCCUCAGUAUACGUUGUCCCGUGCACACUAUAGAGAGGUCCCUCACAGAGAGUGGGGCAUUUAGCCUCCAUUGCCCCUGUAUAGGCUUCCCAGACCUCCACCCAUUCCUUUUCAGUCCUCCCUUCUCUAGGAUCCUAUGGACACAGUUGCCCAGACCCUGCUCCUGUGACCUCUAUCCUCUCUGUCACCUUUCUUCAGCCCUGUAAGUGCUACUUGGUGUUUCAUGCCCUGGAGCAUAUGUUUUUAUAGUCUUGUUUUACAUCUAUCAUUUUUUUCUUUCUAACAUGGGAAGUGGAUUUGGGUCUGCUCAGAGGCAUGAUGUUGAACAGCUUUUAUUAGAUUAUGAAACAUCCAAGAAUGUAGAGAACAUUCUGUCUCUAAAACUUUGAACUCAAGGCAUAUCAGAGAGAGAUUUGCUUUCUUUAUAUGGAUGUCUGUGUUCUCAUUAGUAGAAACAGUGAAAAAUGACUUUUCACAAUGCCUUCUUAGCCCAGAGGCUCAGCCAGCCCCCACUUCUGUGUCUCAGCAUUUAAAGGGCCAUUGAAUCCCACUUCAUGCCAUAUACUCUCAACAGGUUUUCUCAUUUGCUCCUUGGGACAGCUCUGUAAGGAUGAUACAGUCAGUUCUAUCUCACAGAUAAUCAAGCUCAGGCUUUCACAGCCUAAGUCACCUUCCCAGGUAAGUGGCAGGAUUGGAAUGAGGUUUCAUCCCUCACCCUCCCUAAACGACCCCAAGCACCCCCUUUUAGAAGAUGGGCUUCCAGGGCUUGAGAAAUGGUCAGAUUCCAUUCCCCUGCUAUUGUGGCCCCACGGGUCCCCCACUCCACAACCCCUCUGGGUGAUGAGGAAGACAGAGGAGGUGAAAUCCUGCACUUUAUGCCAAGAGACUGGGUAUAGGACCGCAUGAGUUGGCUGAUCCCUUAAGUAGUGAGUGGGCUCAGGCAGAAGCUUAGGUGUUGGCCUUGCGACGGGUGAGCUGAAGAGAAGGAAAGUAACCUGCACUGAACUACUUUAAGCAAAUACAUUCUAUAUUUCAUCUCCUUUAUCCUAAUGGCUGUUCAAGGUACCAAUAAUUAUGAUCAUUAUUCCAAUCAGGGUGCUGUCUUUAAGGGAGUUUAUAUAAAUCAGGGAGACAACUUUAUUAUCUCCUUAUUGUCAGCUAACUCUGGAAUUAAUCUAAAGGCUUUUUUUUUCUCUAUUUGCCCUGAAGCCCACAGAGAAAUAGAAAUGUUUUUCUUAUCCUUUAUUCACAUGUUUGUUCUGUAUUGAUGAGUAUUUAGAAUGUUUCUCAUUUUUUCCUUUUUAAAAAGAUUUCAGCAAUGCUAUUUCAAAUAACCACUUACCUGGCUAUUUUGGACAUGUGAACAUUUUUUCCUCCAUUACAUGUGUAAACAUCUAUCCCUUGGGGCUUGAUUUCAAUAAUUUAAACUUCCUUAUAUGUGUCUGAGCAUUCUCAUUUCUUUAACCAUCUUUGUACCUGUUGUUACAAUAUUUAAAUGUAUUUAUAACUGAUAAGUGUGUUUCCAUUUCCUUGAUGUAUUUGGUCCCUCAUCCCGCCCCCAUACCCAGACACACAGAGAACCACUUUUCACCUUUUCGUUUUUCAAAUUUUUAAAAAAUUCUUUUUCGCUUUUUUUUCUACAUUUAAAUUUUGUCAGAUGAUAGGUGAUAAAAGGAUAUUUAGAUGGUUUCAUUUGCAUUCCUUAAUGUAUUAGUGAGCUAGAAUGCUUUUUCUUGUGAUUACUGGCCAUUUGUGUUUCUUCACCUGUGAACCAUUUACAUAUUUUGUCAGUUUUGCUGUUUUGUUAUAGGAGCUGUACAUGUGUUAAACCUAAAACCCUUCACUGAUGGAUGCGUGCAUUAUUUCAACACAUCUUUCUUGGGUGAAUAUUAUUUAUGAGACACUCUAGCAAAAUCUAUGUCCUAGAUGUCUCUUCUGAGAUCUUGGCUCUUAUAUUUAUGGGAGAUGUCCACCUGCAGCAAGAAAAGUAUUAGUGCCCAUGCAAACAUGCGUGGCUUGUCAAGGAUCACAUGCACAGACAGUUCACACUUACUCCUAAACCCUGCAUGGCCACAGAGUAAAAAGGAUGUGUGGUGCAUUAUAUGAGGAGAGCCCUGGCUCAGGAUUGUGAUUUCUGUGAUCUCUAUAAUAAUGGCAAUAUUUUUUUAAAUUACAUAACAUUUCUGAGUUUGCCUUUUCUGAUUUGUAAAAUGGAAACAAUCAUAGCUAACAAAGACAGCUGUUCUGAAAGCAAAAGAACAAAAUAUUUUAAGUGUCAUACACAGUGUAGGGUACCUACGGUACUCAACACAUCUUAGUCCCUUUCCUAUCCCAUACCCGUCCUUCCUUUAAAGGAGAUUCCUUUGACAUAAUCCAAAAGGCAUGGUUCCAUAAUGAUCAUAUGAAAAUUUUAAGGGAAAUGUAUAGGUUUCCAUGAUUAAUUAACUGCUGUGUCACUACUCUGUGCUGGGUAAGGAAAAGGAAAACAAUCACUGAACCAGUUUCCUGGGUUUGUAAAAGAAAUCCAUCAAAGCCACCACCUCAUUUCGCUUUAUUUCAUAGACUUCCCCAUCUCAUUUUUUAUGUUCUAUGUUAAUUUCUCAAGAAAAACAGGCCCGGCAUUACCUCUGCGCACAACCCUGUGGGCCUGGCUCAGGCGGGAGUGCGGGGCCAGCAACAUGAGCACCCUGGACAGCCCCGACCAGGCCUAUGACUUCCUGCUGAAGUUCCUGCUGGUGGGCGACAGCGACGUAGGCAAGAGUGAGAUCCUGGAGAGCCUGCAGGAUGGCGCGGCCGAGUCCCCAUACAGUCACCUGAGGGGGAUCGACUACAAGACGACCACCAUCCUGCUGGAUGGCCAGCGGGUGAAGCUGAAGCUCUGGGAUACGUCGGGGCAGGGAAGAUUUUGUACCAUAUUCCGCUCCUACUCUCGUGGUGCACAAGGAGUGAUCCUGGUCUACGACAUUGCAAACCGCUGGUCUUUCGAGGGUAUGGAUCGAUGGAUUAAGAAGAUCGAUGAGCAUGCCCCUGGUGUCCCUAAAAUCCUGGUGGGGAAUCGCCUACAUCUGGCAUUCAAGAGGCAGGUGCCCAGGGAGCAGGCCCAAGCCUACGCUGAGCGCCUGGGCGUGACCUUCUUUGAGGUCAGCCCUCUGUGCAAUUUCAACAUCAUAGAGUCUUUCACGGAGCUGGCCAGGAUCGUGCUGCUGCGGCACAGGAUGAAUUGUUUCGGGAGGCCGAGCAAGGUACUGAGCUUGCAAGACCUCUGCUGCCGCACCAUCGUGUCCUGCACACCCGUAUACCUGGUGGACAAGCUCCCGCUCCCCAAUGCCUUAAGAAGCCACCUCAAGUCCUUCUCCAUGGCUAAGGGCCUGAAUGCCAGGAUGAUGCGAGGCCUCUCCUACUCCCUCACCACCAGCUCCACCCACAAAAGGAGCAGCCUCUGCAAAGUGGAGAUCGUCUGCCCACCCCAGAGCCCACCCAAAAACUGCACCAGAAACAACUGCAAAAUUUCUUAAGGAAGGCACCAAAAGGAAACAAGCUGGAAUCGCUCCAGGAAGAACUCUGGUUACACCUGGAAGACAGAAGUCGGAAGUCGCAUUCUAGAUUCAAGAAAUUAGUUUUCAGUUUCUCAAGGGAAUCAUGCUGCUUGGGAAUGGUGUGAUGCCUUCUGUCAAUAAAAACACAUUACGCAGUUUGACUUUGAAUUUCUAUGUGGAUGUGCAUGAAGCUUUCUUUUUAGACGUGUGUUUAUAAACGGGAAAUUAGUACUCUGCUCAACUCUUGGUAACAUGAAAUUUUGAAUGUUACUUAUAUCAUAAUCACACUGCAACUUUUUCCUUAAAAUUACUGCCUUUGUAAGAAUGGUGAUAUGGCAGUGAUGAGUAUAAAUUCAAGUAAAUUUGAGAAUCAAUGAUAGUGAGAUAAUUUAGUCAUUGAUAUUACAAGAGGGGGCUUUUUGUAAACCUCCUUUUAAAGUCAAAGCACCAAUUUAUAAAACACUGCAGAUGCAUAUAGAGAUUGUAUAUAACAGAUCUGUCCAGUUUGUGCAUGAAAUGGAUUUGAUAAAGUUUUUGCUAUGUUAUUUUACUACAUUUGAGGAUUAAUUCGUGAUUUAUAUGUAUGUUUUUCUAUAAAUCUACUUUUUUUGUACAAGAUGUUCUACAAGAUAUGAAGCUAAGGGAGGAAAACGCCAAAGAUAUCUCUAGUUAUGUUGAACAUAGCCAACAUGGUUUCAAUGGAUCAGUAAGAAAAAACCAUUUCAGUAAGGAAUGAAAUAAGUACUUAUUUGAGAAAAUGUUUCUUAACAAUAAAAAGGUAUAUAUUUUUCUCUUUUGGUAAAAUGAAAAGAAAAAGAAAAAUAUACAUAAUGUAACCCCGCAAGAUGAGGCUUUGCAGAAAAACAUUGCAAUAGAACAUGGCAGGGCAGGCCCAUUAUAAGACUUUAGGUGAGUCAUUUCCCCUGUACUGGCCAGUUUUGGUUAACAAAUCUCAGAUCAAUAUAGAGGUUAAUGAGAUCACAUCUGGGAAAGCACUUCUGAGACCUUAGAUGGGAAGGAAGAAGAACUGAUUUCCACGUAGUUACUUUCCAAUUUACAUUGUGAAUAUUAUAAUAAUCUAUAUUGGAUGAACUGAGUAAAUAUAAGUCCUUGCACUCUUGUAACUGAAUGACCAUUUACUUGUGCAUUGUCAUAGGGUGAUUAUAACAUAAAGUACUGCAGAAGGGCAGUAUCUCUGGCCUCAGGAAGCCUUGGGGACUCACCCUUCCUGAACGCUGGCACUUUUCUGUCUCAUGAAUUUCCCACAACAUUCCUGGGAGGUAGAGGAUAUAAUUUCUACACCAUCCUGUAGCUGAAGAAACAGUGAUGUUUGCAGGUUAAGCAGCCUGGCUGGGGAGCAUCCUGCCACUAAGUGGAAAAGCAGAGACCUGCACCCUAUACACCCCCAGGCAGACUGUGAUGCUGAGCUGCACAUCACACCAUAACCAAGUAAAUCUUGCUUUCCUGCUGACCCGGGUCACUAAUGAAAUCUGUAUCUUCAGCUCUGAAGCCAGUCUGCCAGUUCUGUCUCUCUUCUGAAAGACAGAGAACCUUGUCAGACCUAAAUUUCCUACUCUGUAGACAAGGGAGUGCAUCUGGGCCAGUACUUUAGAAACUGGAGUCUCCAGACAGUUCUGAUGUCAAGAAGAAUAUGCACUCUCAGAGGGACAGGGGUCAUGCUGAGGGUGAAUACUUGAAGGAGCAGGCGCUAAACACAUGCAGAUCGGGGAUGCAUACAGUCUUUAAUAGAAAUUACCAAAUCAACCUGGAAAGAGGUUGUACUAAGUGACAUCUCCACCACCAAUAUGAAACAGAGUAGACUUCCCUGCAUGCCUUACUAGAAUCCUGAAUGGUUUCUUUUUAUACUUUGAUGAUAUGACAGGUGGAAAUUCUUUCAUUGUCAUUAUAUUUAAUUUGGUGUUCAGAUAACUUAAAAAAUUCCCUAGUAUACAAAAUGCUCUGAUAAUCAUCAUUGCAUUAUAUUUUUAUUGCAAACUGGUCCAUUUUCAUAUGUAGCCUAAAAACAAUGAGCAAGAGGCACAUUAGCCUGCAAGUUCUCCUAGAGCUACUGGUGGCAUUAUGGUUCCAGGGUGUGUUUGUGGCCUCUGGGGGAUACUGAUGGCAGUGUGUUUGUCUAGAAGAUUAAGAACAUCUCUCUGUGGUAUUAGUUGAAUUCAGUAUUAGAGAAGAGCUGGAGUCUUUUUAAAUGACACAAGAGCUGGACCACAACAUGCUUCUGAGCAGGCUGUAAUACUGUCCCUGUGAUGGAAAGCAAGUCUUUCUGUGAUCUCACCUGCUCAAGUCAGGGUGGAUCCCUCCAGGAUGUAAGGUAUGGCAGUCGGCCUAAAUCUGCUUCUGAACACUGAAGCUGAGUGCUCCUAUCUUCCUGACAUCAGUUACAGAGACUGGAGAAGCUGUAUCUUCUCAGACACCAAAACCAUGGGUUCAGUCACCUGUGUGAGGAGCUCGGUGCUAGAAGAUAAAAUACCAGUACCUGUUUGACACAUCGUGCAUCUAUCCAUUCAUCUGUCCAUCCAUUCAUCCGUCUGUCCAUCCAUCCAUCCAUCCAUCCAUCCAUCCCCAUAGUUAACAGGCAUUAAGGUCAAAUGACACCAUCCUUCUGGUUAAGCUUUAGACUUCCCCAGAAUAGAAACAAGGAAGUAAGGGGGUUGUGGUGAACUCAGUUUCUAGACCUAAGAAGAGAUGGCUCCUUCUCAUUAAUAUUUCCAUCCUGAGAGAGCCUCUUAUCAUUGAUAAUUUCAAAACAUAAUUUAAAAACCCUGGACCCCUCUCUACAACCCUAGUUACUGUUCUCUUUACAUAUAUUCUCCCAUUGCAACCAAAGUUCUAUGAAGAAUUCUCAAUACUCAACUCAUCCCUUUAUACUUCCCUCCACCUCAGUCCUCAUUCCUCAUCUAAUGGUGCUUUGUUACCGCACCCCUCCACUGAAAUGAACCCCAUCAAAACCAACAGCCACGCCUUUGUCCCAUUUAUAGAUCAAGACUGUUGAAAUGAACAUCUAUCUGGAGACAAAGCUUCACCUGCAAUGCCAAAAUUCAGUUGCUUUUGUAUAGACAAAGAUUUUAUGGCAAUGCUAUAUUUACCUAAAAGCUAGCAUUAUAAAAUAGCUUCCAUAGAGUCAGUCAGAUAAUGUGAAGGCUGUGCUACAGGAACUGUGCUAUCAAUUGAAGUACAACAUUUCCCCAACAUAUCCCAUAAUAUUGCUUCAAUAAAAGGAAUGUUGCAAAUAGA